Molecule: messenger RNA, 1138 nt
Organism: Durusdinium trenchii
Lineage: Eukaryota; Dinophyceae; Suessiales; Symbiodiniaceae
Source: the annotation of a GenBank genome assembly
AGCCCAACGCGUCGCUUUUCGUCGCAGCUUCCCGACGCCAUGGGAAGACCGUGGGGUGCGGUGAGACAGACCGUGCUGAGACAGGCGGCUCCUGUGCGGAAGGUGAUCUCGAAGCCCAAGGGAGCAGGGAAAGGUGGCGGCGGCGGUUCCUGGGUGUUCGUCCCCCACGGCGCUAACAUCUCCAACAUCGUCUCGCAGAUCAAAGGACGGCAGACGUGGAAGUCCCCGGCACCUGCGCCCCAAAAAAAGCCCUUGUCGAAGUAUGAGGAAAAGCUUCGAAAUACCGAUGCCUCAUUGAAGGCCACUGGAUUGGUGGUUUGUCCGAAAGCACCACCUGGAAGGAUCUUGAGAAGCACUUCUCCUCCGUGGCCAAGCCCUCCAUCACCGACAUUAAGAAGAAUGGCACGGCUGUGGUGGCCUACAAGACGGUCGAAGACGUUGAGAACGCGGUGGCCACGCUGAAUGGCAGUGAACUCAAGGGUCAAGCCAUCGAGGUAGAUGUGUGGGUCCAGAAGCCCAAGAUGGAGAAAGUGAAGGUGAAGGAGGACGCGCCAAAGAAGUCCCUUCCAUCCGCCCCCAACUGCAUUUUAGUGAAGAAAGCGCCAACCCUCAAGAAGGUGGCCGUGGCCAAGCAGCCUGCGACUCCGAAAGCGAAAGCCAAGGCGAAGGCCAAGGCGAAGGCCAACCCGCAGAACGAUAAGAUGAAGGAGAAGCUGGCGGCGGCGCCCGCGAACCUUAAAGUCUGGGUGGGCGGGUUGGCUGAAGGCACCACUUGGAAGGAGCUGGAUAAGCACAUGGCCACUGGGAUCAAGCCCAAACUCACCCACGUCUAUAAAAAUACAGGCGUUUGCGCUUCUUGGACGAAAGAACACAAAAAGGAAGGUCGAGUGGAACACGUUUCGGUUUCGAGCUCUAUGAGACGGAGGAUGAGGUGGCGAAUGCCUGUGGUUUGAUGGAUGGCACCGAGCUCAAGGGCAACACGUUGCAGGUGGAUACAUGGACGGUGCCUGAGAGGAGGGAGAAGAAGGUGAAAGUAAAACAACAGAUUGAUGACUGAGACAGUUUUGAGAAAAGACUCCUCGUGCCGAGAGCACGUGAGCGAAGAUCAAGAGGGGUUGGGGAGUUGUGUUGAAAUCAG